AUGUCUCUGGACAUUUCUCCCAUGAGACGCUUGUCGUCUAUGUCAAAUGGCCCAGAAAUUUUAGAUACAUUUACUAAUGCACUUUUACCAUCACCAAAAGAAUUUACUACAACUUCGUCUAAUGUCUUUCACUCACAACCUUCCACAUUUAAACCUUUUAAUCAAAUAACUUCAGUCAGUUAUGCUUUGGAACAAUUAUCUAAUACUGUACUUAAAAAUUCAGUUUCACACAAGAACGAUGAUGAUAUUAUUAAUUGGCUUGAGGGAUGUGAUGUUAAUGUAGAAGGAAUGAAUAGUGGAAUGGGAGGAAAUGAUAUUCUUGAGACUAAAAAAUGGAAUAAAGAUGUUAUAAAAAAUGAACAAGAUCCAAUGAAAAUAUUUGGUAAUCCUUUUAUUGACACUAAUGGUCGCAAUAACUACAAAGAAAGAAUUGACGAAAUUUAUGGUUCAGUAAAGUUUAAUCCAUCAAAAGCUUUACUUGCUCAACAAGAUCUAGAUCAUACUAUGAAGAAAUUAGACAAUGAUAUUUUCUUUCAAGAUCAAGAACAAAUAAAUAAUUAUCAGCAAUUAUUAUUAAAUAUAGAAAAAGAGUAUGAUUAUUUGUUGAUUAAAUUUAACGCAUACGUCAGGAAUCACGAUUUGAUGAAAGAAGAUUAUAGCACAUUGAUAGAAAGAAUUAACGAGAUGUCAAUAAAAUUUUUCAAUUCAAAUGUUAGCAAAAAUAACAAUGACAAUAACAAUAAUUCAACAAACCUAUCAGCAAUAAACGUCGCUUCAAAUAACAAAAAUGAAGAUUUUGUUGUAUUAUUAAAUGUUUUUGAUAGAUUUGAGAAAAAUAUGGAGUCAAAAAAGAUAGAACUGGAAAGUAUCGAAUCAAUCAACAAAGCAAAUAAAGAACUGAAGUAUCUAAUUAGUCUAAAGGAUUCAAUGAUAAAAUUACUGAUCAAUAACAAAGAAUUAUCAGCAGAACUUCAUAACUUGCAAAUAGGAAAUGAAAAAUUAUUAAAUCAAAAAUCUGAAUCGACUGAUCAUGAAUGUAGCGAUUAUUAUGACGAUGAUAGUGAAUAUUAUGUUAAUGAUUAUGGUUUUAAUAACAACAAACACGAUUCUAAUGUAAUUUUUGUGGAUGAAGGAAUUGAUGAUGAAUUACGAAUGCCAAAAGAUUUAUUGUAUGUAUUCGCUCGUUGA
Molecule: messenger RNA, 1188 nt
Organism: Entrophospora candida
Lineage: Eukaryota; Fungi; Glomeromycota; Glomeromycetes; Entrophosporales; Entrophosporaceae
Source: the annotation of a GenBank genome assembly